Cyanistes caeruleus (blue tit) is the source of this 1575-nucleotide messenger RNA. The record is from RefSeq and is a predicted model, not a curated record. Lineage: Eukaryota; Metazoa; Chordata; Aves; Passeriformes; Paridae.
AUGAGGGUGCCGACAGCUCCGACACCCCCAGGACAGGUCCCCAGGACACCCCCAGCCCCAUCCAGGAGCUGUCUGCAGGGUGGGGAGUUCCUGGCCCAGGAGAACACCCGAGUGGGGCUGCUCUUCGCCUCCAAGGCUCUGGUCCAGCUGCUGCUCAACCCCUGGGUGGGUCUGCUGACCAACAGGAUCGGAUACCACAUCCCCAUGUUCCUGGGCUUCACCAUCAUGUUCCUGUCCACAAUCAUGUUUGCUUUCUCGGGCACCUACACCCUGCUCUUCAUCGCCAGAGCCCUCCAAGGCGUCGGCUCCUCCUUCUCAUCGGUGGCAGGGCUGGGGCUGCUGGCCAGCGUGUACCCGGAGGACUCGGCGAGGGGCAGUGCCAUGGGGAUCGCCCUGGGGGGCCUGGCCUUGGGAGUGCUGAUCGGGGCACCCUUCGGGAGCAUCAUGUACGAAUUCGUGGGGAAAUCAUCGCCCUUCCUGGUCCUGGCCUUCCUUGCCCUCUUGGAUGGAGCUCUGCAGCUGUGCAUCCUGCAGCCCUCCCGGAUCUCCCCGGAGAGCACCAAAGCCACCCCGGUGUCCACCCUGCUGCGAGACCCCUACAUCCUGGUGGCUGCAGGAGCCCUGUGUUUCUCCAAUAUGGCUGUGGCCAUGCUGGAACCCACGCUGCCCAUCUGGAUGCUGCAGACCAUGUGCUCCCCGCAGUGGCAGCUCGGGAUGGCGUUCCUGCCUGCCAGCGUCUCAUAUCUCAUCGGCACCAACCUCUUUGGGAUUCUGGCUAACAGGAUGGGCAGGUGGCUGUGCUCCAUGAUUGGAAUGGCUGUGGUGGGAAUCAGCCUCCUCUGUGUCCCCAUGGCCACCAACAUUUACGGGCUGAUCGGCCCCAACGCUGGCCUGGGCUUUGCCAUAGGAAUGGUGGACUCCUCCAUGAUGCCCAUCAUGGGCUACCUGGUGGACCUGCGCCACACCUCAGCCUACGGCACCGUCUACGCCAUCGCCGACGUGGCCUUCUGCAUGGGCUUUGCCGUCGGUCCCUCCACGGGCGGGGCGAUUGUGCGAGCCCUGGGCUUCCCCUGGCUGAUGGUCAUCGUUGGGGUGCUGAACAUGGCCUACGCCCCGCUCUGCUGGCUCCUGCGCAGCCCCCCGGCCACCGAGGAGAAGAUGGCCAUCCUGAGGCAGGAGUGCCCCAUGCAGCCCCAAAGCUGCUCCCCCAAGGAAGCCCAGCGGGAAUUCCCACCGGCGGAGGCAGAAAACGUGGAAUAACCAGGGCAAGGAAUGUAUUCCCUGCUUUGGAGUCAAUAUUCUGCUUACAGAGCAUGGAUGUGUGAGCAGACACGGCCAAUUUAGCCCUGUCAGGCUGAAUUUCCAACCUCUGCUCCAGCCAUCCAUUUAGUGAAGCCGCUGUGGGACGUAACGGUGGAAUCAGGUGGCAGUGAAGAUGUCACUGCAAUGUCACCGCUCCUCUGAGGACACUAAAACCCCUUCAUUUGUGUCUUGCUAUAGUCUGAUGUAUUGUGCUAAGUCUGUGCUACUCGUGCGUCCUUCCCAACACACAUUAAAUUAAUUUAUUCGUUUGAA